AUGUAUUCCCUAUUACAAAUUAGUCCACAACAAAUUAUUGGUCCAAAAAUUAGAAAGUCUUACUUUGAUAAUAAUGGAAAUGAAAUGCCUCGUCCAUUAUAUGGAUCAUUAGCACUAAUUUGUGAUAAUAUUUUAAAUAUGGGUUUGAAAUUAGUUUCAUAUUCUCAAGCACAAUUAUUAUCAACGUUUAGAAAAUCUAUCGAUUGA
Messenger RNA from Diversispora eburnea, 207 nucleotides. The record is from the annotation of a GenBank genome assembly. NCBI's taxonomy places the organism in Eukaryota, Fungi, Glomeromycota, Glomeromycetes, Diversisporales, Diversisporaceae.